Molecule: messenger RNA, 1839 nt
Organism: Penicillium malachiteum
Lineage: Eukaryota; Fungi; Ascomycota; Eurotiomycetes; Eurotiales; Aspergillaceae
Product: ESCRT-0 subunit protein HSE1
Exons: 10
Coding region: 1-1839 (612 amino acids)
Biological process (GO): protein transport to vacuole involved in ubiquitin-dependent protein catabolic process via the multivesicular body sorting pathway
Cellular component (GO): ESCRT-0 complex
Molecular function (GO): ubiquitin binding; phosphatidylinositol binding
Source: RefSeq, a predicted model, not a curated record
AUGUUUCGCGCACAGCAGAAUGCUUUCGAUGAUGCGGUCGCCAAGGCGACGGACGAGAACUUGACCUCCGAGAACUGGGAAUACAUUCUGGAUGUCUGUGAUAAAGUUGGUGCUGAGGAAUCAGGCGCAAAGGAGGCGGUUGCUGCCAUGAUUAAGAGACUGGCGCAUAGAAAUGCCAAUGUGCAACUUUAUACUCUUGAGCUGGGUAAUGCCCUCUCUCAGAAUUGUGGCCCUAAAAUCCAUCGCGAGUUGGCAUCGAGGAGCUUUACAGAUGCGCUUUUGCGCCUGACAAAUGACCGAAACACGCAUCAACAAGUCAAGUCUAAGAUCUUGGAGCGCAUGGAGGAGUGGACUGAGAUGUUCUCAUCGAACCCUGAUUUUGGGAUCAUGGAACAAGCGUAUAUGAAGCUGAAGUCUCAGAACCCUAAUCUGCAGCCCCCAUCUAAGCCUGUCAAAAGUGCGAUCACGGACAUCGACCGGCAGAAGGAGGAAGAAGAAUUGCAGAUGGCUCUGGCUCUCUCUGUUAAGGAUAAAGCUCCCCCCAAUUCCUACAGCCCAGGCUGGGCCAUCUGCGGCGGCUGCAGCCGCGGCCCUGAGCUUCAGGCUGCGGCCUCUGGCCCUGUCCCAUCAGGUACCUCAGCCGCUACUGUAUCGCGCGUCCGAGCUCUCUUCGACUUCCAACCUUCCGAGCCUGGCGAGCUUCAAUUCCGCAAGGGUGAUAUCAUCGCUGUCCUGGAAUCCGUCUAUAAAGAUUGGUGGAAGGGUUCCUUGAGAGGGCAAACCGGAAUCUUCCCUCUUAACUAUGUUGAGAAACUAUCGGAUCCAACAGUUGAGGAGUUGCAGCGUGAAGCCCAAAUGGAAGGCGACGUCUUUGGCCAGAUUAAAAACGUUGAGAAACUUUUGACAUUGCUAAGCACCCGAAGCUCCGACCUUAAUGUCCAGGAGAAUGAAGAGAUUACAACUCUUUAUCAUUCCACCCUUGCUAUCCGGCCAAAGCUCAUUGAAUUGAUUGGAAAGUACUCACAGAAGAAAGAUGAAUUCACCCAGCUCAACGAAAAGUUUAUUAAGGCCCGCCGCGACUACGAGUCACUGCUGGAGGCUUCUAUGACACAGCCGGCACAGCCUUAUGGAAGACCUGGCCAGCCGCAGUAUGGUUAUCCAGGUGCUGCCCCCGGUGGCCCGGCUGCAUACCCUGCACAGCCAGAUCAGCGAUACCUUAGCCCUCGGCCUCAAGAUUCUCAGCCCCAACAAUCGCAGCCAAAUGCCUACUACGGUGCCGCUGGUGCGGAGCAGACCAUGCCGUAUCGCCCUGCAUCUCAUUCUCCCGAUGCUCGAGCCCAGUUUGCCGGAGGAGUGCCACCUCAGCAACAACCGACACCGCAACAGGCACCACAGUCUGACCCUUACCAACCCGUGCACCACCGUCCUCAAUCUACAUACGAUCACCCACAGGAGCUAGGAACUUCUGUAUACGACUCGCCCGUGGAGCACCCGACCGGACAGCGUCCUGGCUACCCUCCUAACGGCCAGGUACCUCCAGCUAGUCACCAGCAAUAUCCACAGGCGCAGCAAUCGCAAGGACAGGAAUACUCCCCAUCGGUCUACGAAGACUCAGCUCAACAGGUGCCACCUGCAUCUCAAUACCCACCCCAGCAACAAACCCAGCAUCCCCCCUACCCCAAUUCUCCAGCUCCUCAUCAACCCCCAUCAGCACAGCCCCCUGCCCAGUACACUGCCUUUAAUCCCACGACUUCUGCACCCGCUGCUGGAGAGUACCAGCCAUACCAGGCUCCCCAAGGCGGCGUGUCUACAUCGAAUCCUGCUUCUUUCUACAGAUGA